Morchella sextelata is the source of this 669-nucleotide messenger RNA. RefSeq lists its product as uncharacterized. The record is from RefSeq and is a predicted model, not a curated record. NCBI's taxonomy places the organism in Eukaryota, Fungi, Ascomycota, Pezizomycetes, Pezizales, Morchellaceae. Bases 1 to 669 code for a protein of 222 amino acids. The transcript has 2 exons.
AUGUCUCAAUUCACAACCGCUCCUAUCGGGGAAGGUAUUGAAACCGGGCCAUUGCUCGUCCCCUCUCCCGCCGGCAGGGAAUAUGCCCCCAACUCCGGUGUUCCCGGCAUUGCGGGCAUCGCCCCACCCGCCGGUGAGCUGUCCUCCCGGCGCCCCCUUCAUGGCCUACCAAAAUUCGCCGACUGGCGAAUGUCGAACUCAAACAAGCGCUACUGGACCGACCGGCAGCUGUCUGCCAAUGCCGCAAAACGCCGCAAGGGACGGAGGCUGACACAAAUGCCGAGCUCUAGAGCUGCACGUCUUAGCUAUGGCGACAGUCUUAACCAUAAAGCCCAUUCUCAGAUCCGGAGUGCAGGUGCCAACAACCGCUACCAAGGGCCCCCAUUGAUUGAUUUGGAAGAUGUGCAAGGCCUUGCUGUCGACGCUGCUUCUAUUAGAGCAGUUUCUAGCCCUCAGGGGUUACGCCAUUAUCUCCCCAUCGUUCCGGGAGAUAGUACUGUGCAAGCUGGUACCGAGAGACCUACUGGUAUUGGGAAUUCCGGUCCCGUCCUUGUGUCCGAUCAUGAUGGUACCAUACAACGUUGGUUUUCCAUUUUCAAGGGGGUUUACAAAAGGAUUAAGGGGUUCAAAUUCGGACCCCUCUUUCGUAAGGGUAAAAAUCAAGGGUAG